Messenger RNA from Eruca vesicaria subsp. sativa (arugula), 1403 nucleotides. The record is from the annotation of a GenBank genome assembly. Lineage: Eukaryota; Viridiplantae; Streptophyta; Magnoliopsida; Brassicales; Brassicaceae.
AAAAAAUUAUAAAUUCUUUUUUUCCUCAAGUUUCUUCCGAGCUCUUUUAAGAAUGGCAUAUCUGGGAAGAUCAUCUCCAACAUUAAAAGAAACAAUCCUCAAGAUAUACCGUGCUGAGAAACCUAUCGAGAUGGAUCAACAUUUCUAUGAGUUUGGUUCGAUUCAAUAUCACAUCAAGUGCUCCAUUUCGGAUCCAAAUAUUGUCUAUGUAUCGACGUUGACGUUGCUUGAGACACAAGGAACAGUGAUGUUAAAGGAGAUGUCAAGUCACACUUACGAGGUGAUUAAGAAUAUUGCAGUUGGUGUGAUAGAUAUUGUAGAUCCACCAAGAGUAGGGUUUCAGUUGACCCUUAAGCUUCAUCUUGAUAAUAUUCCACGUGGCAAAGAAGCGAUUAUAACCAUUACAAGGAUUUCUGAAAUACAAGCGAUAAUACUAAGUAGCCAAUUAAAAGAGAUGCUAAAAAGUUUGAAUUUUCAAGAUGAUUCACAAGCGAUGAACAGCAACAGACCCAUCAGGAUUGUUUAUCACCCAAGUGAACCUUUUUACGUCUCUAGACAGCCGGAGAAAAUUACGGCGGUGUUUCCAAUGAAUUUUAAAGACAACUCCGAUGUAGUCAUUGCUAUGUCAUUCUUCCAGGAACUAGUGGAAGUGGGAAGCCAAAAAGAAAUGGGAAAGGCACCACAAUGUAGUUGGUCACCAGUUCCUCCUUUCCAACUUAGAGGAGAACCGGUCCACGACUUAAUCACCAAUGCUGGUUUUGUCUCUUUUGAUAUCACUUCACGGCAUGUUGAAGGGAAGAGACUAGACAAAACGGUUUGGAAUUUACUAAAUUUCUAUGCAUACGUUAAAUACCAUAUUAAGUGCUCAAGAGGGUACAUACAGAGAAGGAUGAGAAAAAGAAUGGAAAGUUUGGUGAAGCAGUUAAAUAACACAAGGCUCGAAGAAGAAGCUCCUGAAAAGGAAAAUGGGGGAUGCAAAUACGUAAAGGAGCUUGUGAAGGUACCAAAAGGAAAAUUUAUGAUGCAACAAAGAUGCAAGGAUAUGACAAGGAGGGUGAGGAUAAGUAAAUUCCGGAUCAGAAUCAACGGAUGUGCUCGAUUUCGGUGGAUAUCUAUCCCCAAAUUCUCUUCGAAAUUCUCAAAUAAAUCAUACACAAAACUGGACUAAUUGCAAUCUCGUAACUACUAUAUAAACAUGUUUGCACACACACACAUAUAUAUGUAAUUUUAGAUUCAUUAUAUUACGACAAUGCAGCAAAAGUAACGAAGAGACAAUGAAUGCAUGCAUGUUACGUAAGAGCUAUAUUGUUUUGCACCCCAAAAAAGAGCUAUAUUGUUCAAGUGCCAUGUACAUCAAUCAAUCUUCUGUGAUUCUCAUUUUACGUUAUAAUGUUCAAUUUAUU